This is a messenger RNA of Necator americanus (New World hookworm), 249 nucleotides long. RefSeq lists its product as uncharacterized. NCBI's taxonomy places the organism in Eukaryota, Metazoa, Nematoda, Chromadorea, Rhabditida, Ancylostomatidae. Bases 1 to 249 code for a protein of 82 amino acids. The record is from RefSeq and is a predicted model, not a curated record. The transcript has a single exon.
AUGGCUACACCCGAGUCUCCUCGCAAGACUGCGCGUGUUGGUCUCCGGAUCCUCUUUGAGAGCGUCGAGAAUGGCGGAGUCUUCGAAGUGGGGGCGUCCCGACCGGGACUUGUCUUCGAAGUCCGUGUCUCCGCUUGCGAAGCGAGCAAACCAGCGCUUGACAGUCUUGAUGGUAGUGGUGCUCUCGCCCAAUCUGCUGCUGAUGUUGCGGCCGUUGCCCUUGCUUCAAUCCCACCACGCCACUCAUAG